UUGUCAAAACUCUAGUCAUUGUCAUUGUAACAACUGUCAAAUUAAUAAACAUAAUUAAAAUAAUUAACAAAUUUUUUUUUGUAAUUAAAUAGAUAAGAAUUAAAGGAGAUUAUGUUACUAAUGGAGCGAAUACCAGGACAAACUGGUUAUCUAGUGUUAACAAUGGAUGGGGCUGUUAUUGAAUCAGGUGGUGAUUUAAGUAACGAUGAACGUACAGCUGAAAUAAUUACAUCCUUAGUAAACACAGCAAAUCGUAUUGAUUUCUCAGAUCAACAAAUGAGUGAUUAUCGUAAAAUGACAUUGAGCUACGAAGAUCAUAGUUAUACAAUAUGUUUGUCGAAUAAAAAAUUACAUGUUGUUAAAACAUCAAGAAGUGCCAUGGCUCCACCAUCUAAUGAAAUCAAUGGGGGAAAUGAUCCUGCACUUGUAAAUGUUUAAUUAUAUAUUUUAUACGUGGCCUGCUCUUAUGUGCUAGAACUUACAAAAGGGGGAUAUGAUCGACUAAAAUGAACUUGAAUUUUUGCAAGAUAAACAAUAUCGCAUUUGAGCAGUGUUUAUUAUUUUAAGAAUAACAUGUUAAUUUUUUGUUUAAAAUAAAAUUU
This is a messenger RNA of Chrysoperla carnea, 602 nucleotides long. It is a transcript of the gene Lamtor4, whose product is annotated as ragulator complex protein LAMTOR4 homolog. Gene Ontology annotation, cellular component: lysosome; Ragulator complex. The coding region runs from base 112 to 438 and encodes 108 amino acids. NCBI's taxonomy places the organism in Eukaryota, Metazoa, Arthropoda, Insecta, Neuroptera, Chrysopidae. The transcript is spliced from 3 exons. The record is from RefSeq and is a predicted model, not a curated record. Gene Ontology annotation, molecular function: guanyl-nucleotide exchange factor activity. Gene Ontology annotation, biological process: cellular response to amino acid stimulus; positive regulation of TOR signaling.